Microplitis demolitor is the source of this 822-nucleotide messenger RNA. Its product is annotated as protein Asterix. Gene Ontology annotation, molecular function: protein folding chaperone. Bases 382 to 714 code for a protein of 110 amino acids. Gene Ontology annotation, biological process: protein insertion into ER membrane. The record is from RefSeq and is a predicted model, not a curated record. The transcript has 2 exons. Gene Ontology annotation, cellular component: endoplasmic reticulum membrane. NCBI's taxonomy places the organism in Eukaryota, Metazoa, Arthropoda, Insecta, Hymenoptera, Braconidae.
CGGGUAUCUUCGAUUGUAUUGUUAUCGGGCUCAAUGCUCAUCUAUCGUAAAUAUACAGUAAUAACAGUCAACGAAAAGGAGUAGGAGUAAUAACCGAGAACACCCGAGGUACACUCGUUUGCUGGGACAAUUUUAGUGUGAUUGCUCAAUCGUUUACACGUACACUAUUUUUAAUUUAUUGCUUGCAUAAAUAAAAUUGAAUAAUAUUGAGUUAUUGUCAAAUUUUCUAAUUUCAUACAUAUAUAUAUAAUAAUAAUACAAAUUAAAAUUUAUACACUUGUCUGUGACGUGAUAACCUAAAAAGUACUUCAAUUAUUUAUUAUUUUAUCAGCUUUUCCAAAACAAUAUACAAAUAUUGUAACAGUAAAAACUGUUUGUAGAAUGAUUAAUUCAUCGGAUCCACGACGUCCCGAUAAAGAAAUUCGAUACAAGCCAUCAGUAGUAAAUAGCCAGGUUCAACCAGGUGAUGAUUUAACACCAGAUUACAUGAAUAUUUUAGGAAUGAUAUUUAGUAUGUGCGGACUUAUGAUGAGACUAAAAUGGUGUGCAUGGGUUGCAUUGUAUUGUUCUUGCAUCAGUUUUGCAAAUUCACGAGUUAGUGAUGAUACCAAACAAAUUUUAAGCAGUUUUAUGUUAUCUAUAUCCGCUGUAGUGAUGUCAUAUUUACAAAAUCCACAACCUAUGACACCACCAUGGGCUUCUGUAAUCCAAUGAAAUUAUUAUUAGGUAUGGAAAUUAAUUUGAUCAAAUUAAAAGCAGUCAUUGUUUUCAUGAAGGAAAAGUCGAAAGAAUAAAUUUUGCAAAUAAAGUUUUUCAAUAAUU